This is a messenger RNA of Rosa chinensis, 1136 nucleotides long. RefSeq lists its product as uncharacterized. NCBI's taxonomy places the organism in Eukaryota, Viridiplantae, Streptophyta, Magnoliopsida, Rosales, Rosaceae. The transcript has a single exon. The record is from RefSeq and is a predicted model, not a curated record. Bases 78 to 677 code for a protein of 199 amino acids.
UAGCAAUCUCCACGAUCACAAAAAACAAAAAACAAAAAAAAAACAAAAUCCCAAAAAUUAGAAAAGCUGUAGAGAAAAUGGGGACGGCGAUUCUCCGAUCACAGGAUUGUCUUCGAGAUCGUUUCCGCCACGAAGCCCUAGCCCUAACCUUGACUUCACGCUCCGGAUCGCGCCGUAGCCCCAAUUUUCCUAACCCUAACCCUAACUCCGGCUCUAAUGGCGCGCAGUCUCGCCGCCGGAAGAGGAGUCCGGUCGGCGUUCAAUCCAAUCAACGCGAUCGGUACGGCGAUCGGAUGGUGGCAAAGGUUCCGGGGAAGAACUUGGUGAUGGGGCAGGUGAAGAUCCUCAGGCGCGGCGAGGCGUUGAAUCCGGCGACGGAAGAUAAGAGAGUGGUCGGAGUUGGUGGUAGAGAUGAUCGGAAGGCGAGGGAGGAGAGCGUGGAGUGUUCGGAUUCGGAUCUGGUGUUGGGAUCCACAGACCGGUUGGGACCCGACCCGGAGACGGUGCAGAAGCAGAUCAAGGUUGCAGAGUUCAAGGUGAUGGAUGCGAUCUACGCUGGAUCGGGAGCUUAUUAUGCUUCUCCGCCGCCGAGCUCCGUUCCGUUGCCGGCUUUUUUGGCUAAGAACGGUGCGGCGACCAGCGAUCUGCGAAGGCUGCUGCGUCUCGAUUUGGUGUGAACACCACGUGGCCAUCCGACGAUGAUCGGAGAGUGACCGGAUGGAUGAUCCUGGUUGAGCGUUUGAUCGGACGGUGGAGACGCGGAGUGUGGAGGAUUGAAAUCAGUGGCUGAUGAUGAUGAUAUGUUCGAGUUGGCUCAAUUGCUUCCUUUAUUUUUUCAAGAGGAAUAGUGGCAUUGAGUGUGAACAAUGGUUAUGGUAAUAGCAGGUUUCUAGUUUGUGAAUUGAAAGAAGAAAAUGGAGUAGGAAAUCUGGGUUUACUUUGUAUAUUGGGGUAGCAUGAUAAUGUUCAAAGAGUGAGGGAGGAGAGGUAAUGUGUGUGGGUAUCUAUGUGUUCUCAUAGAGUAAUGGUUCGAGUUUGUUUCGUGUUCAUGUAAUGCUACUCGUCUUUAUCUUAUGUUAAAAUGAAUAUGUAGCUUCAAAGUUUAUUGGAAUAAAAGUUCAGCGUUUUAGUACUGA